This is a messenger RNA of Carcharodon carcharias (great white shark), 6147 nucleotides long. RefSeq names its product spindlin-Z-like. Gene Ontology annotation, biological process: gamete generation. The record is from RefSeq and is a predicted model, not a curated record. The transcript has 8 exons. Lineage: Eukaryota; Metazoa; Chordata; Chondrichthyes; Lamniformes; Lamnidae. The coding region runs from base 374 to 1225 and encodes 283 amino acids.
GUCGUUGCUGCAGUGUGUGUUUGUGUGUGUGUGAGAGAGACGGUGGUGUAGUGUUUGUGGGCGCGGGGACAGAGACUCCAGUUUUGUUUGUUUGUGUGUGUGUAUAUAUAUAUAUAUAUAUAUAAAGGUACGAGCGCAUUCAAGAAUAUGGUUUCCUGGGCAUCGGCCCCUCUGCACUUCACUUAAGUCAUUCUUCGUUCUUGUCGCUAGGACUAUUAGACCUGUGUGCACUGAACCAGGUUCCAUGUAACUCUUAAUAAUAGUGCUGGGUGCUACUACAGCAGUUGUCUGCGUGGCUUGGGGCUCCCUACAUCACACUGUCGGCAUCACUUUAGCUUUACCUUACCAAAAGCUGUGCUACCUAUCCAGAUGAAUGAAGACCCCAUUUGGGAAGCGAUCCAGUCAGAGGUUAUCGAUUGAUGCAGCAGAAGGUUGGAACUUCUUCAAGACAGAGGGAAAUUUGGAUAUGACAUGCUUCAUCAAAAGCCUUCCUGGUGUUUCUGGCAAUAUGAUGAAGAAGAAAACUAAUCACAGGAAGCAUCGUAGUAAUGUGGGGCCAAGCAAGACAGUAUCUCAUUCACGACGGAACAUUGUGGGUUGCAGAAUUGAGCAUGGAUGGAAAGAACAAGGUGGAAUAACACAGUGGAAAGGCACAGUUCUGGAUCAAGUACCAGUGAAUCCUGCACUUUACCUUAUCAAAUAUGAUGGAUUUGACUGCGUAUAUGGACUUGAACUUCAUAAGGACGAAAGGGUCUUAGGAUUUCGGGUCCUACCAGAUCGAGUUUCUGUCUCGCGAAUCAGUGAUGUGGAUCUGGCAGAAAUGAUGAUAGGCAAAGCAGUUGAGCACAUGUUUGAAAAAGAUGAUGAUGGGGCUAAAGAUGAGUGGCGAGGAAUGGUGCUUGCACGUGCUCCGAUCAUGAACACGUGGUUUUAUAUCACCUAUGAAAAGGAUCCUGUCUUGUACAUGUACCAGCUUCUAGAAGACUACAGAGAAGGAGAUUUACGUAUAAUGCCUGACUCAAAUAAUGAUUCUCCACCAGCUGAGAGAGAGCCAGGAGAAGUCGUAGACAGCUUGGUGGGUAAACAAGUGGAAUACGCCAAAGAAGAUGGCUCAAAGAGGACUGGCAUGGUCAUCCACCAAGUAGAAGCAAAACCAUCAGUGUAUUUUAUCAAGUUUGAUGACGAUUUCCACAUUUAUGUCUAUGAUUUGGUAAAAACCUCUUAGACACAUUUCAUAGUGCAGUGGGAAGGCCAUAUUGGCCAACUCAUGGACUUUUCCAUAUGCGGACCUUGAUAUACUAGGCUCUAAAAGCCCAGUAAGCUAUUGUGAUCUCACAAUCUCUGCCAUUGACAACAAAUACAACACAAGUUUGAAUCAGCCAAAUGGUUCUACUAAUGUUACCAUUUAUGAUGGUUUGAAUGCAAGAGGGUUACUUGCAAAAGAAACAGUCUAAAACCAGUAUUUUAGAAUAAGGGAACUAGGUUUCCAGAGUACUUUGUCACUCAUGGGAAACAAUAAAGCUUCAAGAUAAGAAACCUAAAUUAGGGUCUGGAAAAAAAGUGAGAAAAUGUAUCAGCAUAAAACAAAUUUUCAAUUGGACAAAAAUAAUUUUCUGAAUUGAAAAAUAAACAGAGAGGAAAAAGAAGAAUGGAUCAGACACCAUUCAGUCUUAUAACACGUUUCCAUGUUACACCUUUUUUGACAACUGUCCUUUUUUGAAAUCAAGUACAUCUUGUUUGACCUCGAAGGAAGCUGCAAAUUUAUUAAGAUUUUAUAACAUACCUUUUGAUCUUAAUAAAACUGCAAUGAGCCAUACAUAUUAAAGGAAAUGCACUUGAACAUUUUUCUUAAACCCUUUUUUUAAGGAGCUUAGGUAAAUUUCAUUAUUUUUAUUAUGUAGUGAAAGUACACAUAUGAAAGGUGAAAUUUAAUAUGAGAAGUUUGGCAAUGUGAGAGAGGAAUAGGGAAGAAAAAUAAGCCGUGAAAGUCUGGGAAAACAACCAGUAUAUUUCUAUACUGGUUAUCAUGGUGCUGAGAAUACAAAAGUGAUACUGUUAAAAUUCUCUCUCGGGUAUGAGCGUCGCUGGCAAGAUCAGCAUUUAUUAUCCAUUCCUAGUUGUCCUGUGGAGGUGUAUUGUCGUCAUGAACUGCUGCCAUGUAUGUGAGCAGGUGAAGGUGAGCUGUUUGAUACAAAUAAGUGGCUUCCUAGGCAGCUGAAUUAACCACGUUGUUAAGUCACAUAUAGGCCUGACUGACAAAGAUGGCAGGUUUCCUUCCCUAAAGGACAUUAGUGAACCAGUUGGGUUUUUCCAACAAUCUGACAACUUUGUUUUCACUUUCAUUGAUGGUGACACAAAUUCAAAUAUCAUAUGACUUUUUUCGGUGGAAUAUUAUGAGGAGGUGUCUAAAAUGAACUUGUUGCUAUUUCUAAAUUAUACCUGCCAAAUUAUUCUGUUUUUACCUUGGCUGGCUUUUUUUAUAGUGACACAUUUCAUCCACUAUGAGAUCUGUACUUCAUUUGUGCUAAGAAGGUGCACAGUUAAUUGGCUAUAAUAUUAUAAUUAUCUUUAAAUGUUUCCUUUGAGUAAACUUAAUAACUUUAACUGUACAGUGUAGCUGAAGUAAUUCCUAAAACCUAUCAGAAGCUGAUUCGGCUCUGGCCUGCUGAAUCUUGGUCAAACCAAUUAUCAUACUUCAAUUUUAAGAUGUGCUGUGCAAAAUAAUAUUUAGCUUAUCUCCAUUAAAAAAAAUUCUUUAACACCCCAAGGCUUAUUAUCUGAUAAAUAUUUAAAGUCACAUGCCUCAAUUGUCUAUAACGCUCUUAGUCCAAUGAUUAAAUGUCUUACGUUCUGUCAUUGCUCAGAUCUUGUACUUAGUAACAACAAUAAAAUUAUUGUUCUCUAAAAAUAAAGCAUUCUAGACGUGAUUGGGAGUGAGCGAGUAAAGCGGCAAUUUAAAUAAUGACACAAUAAUCUGAAUUUCCAAAUGCUGCUGCUUAUACCUUUAGGGCAAGGAUAUUUUACAGCAAAAAAAAACACAUUGUACCUGGGAAGAAUGUCACCUGCCUUGGAAUUUGGAAGUGAUUUAAGUAUAAGUGCAGCAAUGAACCUAAAAUGAGUAAGCAAUGCAUCAGGCAACAUUAAUAUUUUCCUUAUUAGGUAUUUUGGAACUUAAUGAGUGUCAAAUGGGCAUCUCAUACCAUUACAGAUGGAAUAUCAAAAUAUCCCAUAGCCUUAAAACCACAGGUGUGUGUCUCUUUUUUGUCAUAUAAUAGCAUUUCUGAUUUCAUGACAUGAAGAAAGUGGGAACUUUAAUUUAUAAUAUAUGCUUUUAUAUGAACUACUUUCCUUAGAAUUGUUAAUGGACCAUAACUUAUUCCAUUCCUUCACCACCCCCAAUGCCUGAUGUUUCUUCAGCCUCUCCUGACAGCAGUAAUUUACACUGGGAUAUGAUUCCACAGGUGCUGGUAGAAAUCCAACAUCUUGCCCAAGUGAAGAUUCAACAUGUGUUUACCUAAAUAUUGGGGGUAAUAAACUGCAAAAGGCACAAUCUUAAUAUUCAGGUAGACCCACUGUGAAUUGGAACCUUAUCUGGAUUUUUAUUUGAUUCCCCUUCAUGAUUGAAACCUCCUACUUACCUGGUGGUGUUAACAUUAUAAUUUGUCUUGGCUAACCAUGCACACAACUGGGGUUUUCCUUGUCUGUAUAAAUCCACUGAGUCAUUUAAAAUUCUAUAAUUAAACCUACCAAAUAAAGUUUGGUACCAUUUUGUGUAAAAUAUUUAACGUGUAUUGUAAACACAGUACAUAGUGGUGGACCAAUUAUGAUGCAAUUUAAAAUCUCAGUUUUGAGAAACCUUCACUUGAGGAGAUCAUCUUUGUUGCUCCUCCUGGGAUAUGGAACUAGAUGUCACUUGCAGUAUUAAUCUUUUGUGCAUCCUUCAUUAACCUAAAUCAUUGAUCUUAAUUGACUGCAAUAGUCCUUGGUCACAAUGCCUGUUUGGUUAAUUCAUCGAAUACAGUGUAUUUCUGAGGAAUCUGAUGUGAAUGCUACUGUUUUAAAUAUUUCUUUUCAAAGCUGUAAUUCAAAAAUGAUUUACUUGUGCACCUGUUCUUGGUUAUGAAACUGUAUUCUGGAACACUAGUUCAAUGUUAGAAACUUUAAAAAAAACAUUUUACACUUAUUACGUCACCAGGUUUUAAACGCCAACAGCUUUUUUUCUUAGACUAGGGUACCUUUCCAGAUCCCUCUUUGACAAUAAUGUUGAUUCCCAAUAGCAGGCAUGCUUAGUUACCACUUGAUUAGAGCUACCUUAGUCUUUACUUGCAGCGAAAACAACAGCCAUUUUCAAGGGUUUAUGGUAGAAUAUUGACUGUUUGUAAAAACCCAACUUUCAUGUGAGGCAAUUUUUGGCAACGAAUUGUGAACCUGGAUGACAGUUUUUUCAAAAAUUAAGAUACUAAGGAUUCUUUAAAAUAAGUUGUUAAUCACCUAUUCAUGUUUUUGCUUUAUUUAUUCAAGUUGCAAUUCUUUAGCCUUAUGGCUUGUACCUAAAUGUAAUGUGCUGGACAAUAAUAUGAAUACAUCAUUGAUGUUUAAUCUGAAAAUGACUACAUGCAGGAACUGUCAUUUCUCCAGUAUUCCAAAGUAGGCAACCAAAGGCAGGUUACUGUGUUUUUAAAUUAUUUCUGCUCACAAAGAACCCCUUGAUACUGUACUAUGAAGCAUUUCUAACCCAGCUCUAAGUCUCUGUGUUGUUAACAGUGUGUUUAAACAGAUUCAUCAGACCUGCAAACUCAGUAUUGGCAGAAUUUCUGCAAAUUUGUCAACUUGUAAAUGUUUCUAGAGUAGGUCUACAAGAUGAUUUAAAAUCUAAUCCUUAUUGAUAUUGAACCAAAUGUGACUCUUUAUUUUAGGUCUUUCCGCAGAAACACAAAUUGGGCAGGGAACACCAAAACAGUACUUGAUGGAGUGAACUUCAAAUUGAAUUUGUUACAGAUUUGAAUGCAGUGCUCUCAUGACCUUGGUUAACAGUAGAAUUUUUUUUUUCCCUGGGAGCCAGUAUUGCUUUAUAAAAUUAUCUUGGGGCUUGUGGUUGUAACUGACACAAUCUUGGAUACGUAUUAAAAAUAGUUGAUCAUUUAACUUGGGUUGUAUAACUACUGUGUGUGAAAUAUGGCUUAUAUAGUGUGAUCUUUUAAAUGCAAACGUUGUGUUUUUCUGCAUGUUCUAAUGUUAGACCCAUUUCACAUAAUCAGCUAUGCAUGUAACACCUUAUUUUAGGUUGCCUGUUUGCUUAUUGUAUUGUCUGAUUGUUAGCUAGGAUGAAAUGCACUGAUUUUAGAACAGUGCCAAUUGUGGUGGCUUAUGUCUUAAAAGGGACCAUACUUUUUCCUUUUUUGAGUGGGGUGGGGUGGUGGGGAGAUAGAGAAAAUCUGGCAAGGGUUCUUCAUAAUCAAUUAACAAAUGUGAAAAAGCUAGGUUUACCUUUUUAAACAUGUAACCCCUCUCUUGGAAUCUGUAUCCUGAGCAUUUUAAAAUGUCCGUGCCAAGUUUGGUAAAGAUACAGAUUUAAAAUCGUACUUAUUGGAGCUUAUAAGCAGAAAGGGGCCUUUUGUUACUAAAAUUAAACGCACAAAAUGAGCAUUUAUUGACACUUGUGCCUUGAGCCAUUGCUUUAUCUCUUGUAGAUCUGGCUAAUGUAAAACAAUGCAGUUAAUUUAGUUCAGAUGGUGGCAUAAUAGAAGUAUGUGUAGCAGGGAGCUUGAUAAUGGACCUCAUGAUUUGACUUGCUUUUGGAAACAAAGCCCACUAUUUCCAUGCUACUACGUUUUUGGAUUAUUCUUGAAUAAGGGGGAAAAUACCACCAUUAGAAUACAGUUACAAAAUGUAUGGUCCUUCAUUAGUUACAAUGCUUUUUAAAGAAAACUCAGCUUAACAGUUUAUGGUAUAUGUAUAGUUAAAAUGCAAUGUUGAUGUUUGCUUCUGGAGUUAGGCAAAUUUUCAAAUGUAUAGACAUUGUAGAUCAUGUUGCUGUAUGCCAUUAGAUCUAUAAACAUUUCACAUCUUAAAAAUCUGUUUACUUCUGUAAGGUUUUUUAUAAUUAUGUUGUAUAACUAUAAAAAAUAAAUUUCUGUGCAAUUUAAA